Messenger RNA from Phialemonium atrogriseum, 2598 nucleotides. Its product is annotated as transcription factor steA 2. The record is from RefSeq and is a predicted model, not a curated record. Gene Ontology annotation, molecular function: DNA-binding transcription factor activity. NCBI's taxonomy places the organism in Eukaryota, Fungi, Ascomycota, Sordariomycetes, Cephalothecales, Cephalothecaceae. The transcript is spliced from 4 exons. The coding region runs from base 346 to 2451 and encodes 701 amino acids. Gene Ontology annotation, biological process: regulation of DNA-templated transcription; sexual reproduction. Gene Ontology annotation, cellular component: Tec1p-Ste12p-Dig1p complex; nucleus; Ste12p-Dig1p-Dig2p complex.
GUCAUUAAAACGGAAAUAACAAAUUCAAGCCACCGCGCUUGAAAGUCUUAUACCACAGGCAGCGCCUCACCCACACCAACACACGGCGUCUUGUUGCAACACAGCGCCCUAACGCCACGGUCGUUCAUUCCCUUAUCUCGUCCAUUUACUUAUUUUAAACCCGUCCAAAGGGUCUCUUUCCUCCCUAAGGCUGUUUCAACUGGGUUGCAUUCUCGGCCCUCACCUCGACGAGUUUCCCUCCGCUUCAUCGAGUUAUAAUUAGUACAAAUCUCGAUCGACUCGGCCGGUAACGACGCGCAAGGAAGACGCCCGUCUUUCCCAGACCCUAGAGGGCCGCUGCACAGCAUGUAUUCACAACACGCAGCCAUGGCAGCGCCUCAAAAGCCAGAGACUUUCAUGUUGAGCACGGAAGCUCAACAAGCACUGCCCCACGAUGCUCAGGUAGCUCUGCAGCAAGUCGAUAAUCUGAAAUACUUCCUCAUCUCCGCACCAGUCGAUUGGCAAUCAGACCAGUACAUCCGGAGGUUCCUCCUUCCGACCGGCGAAUACGUCUCGUGCGUGCUAUGGAACAACCUCUUCCACAUCUCGGGGACAGAUAUCGUGCGAUGUCUAUCCUUCCGGUUCCAAGCUUUCGGUCGGCCAGUUAAGAAUUCCAAGAAGUUCGAAGAGGGCAUCUUCUCAGACCUACGAAAUCUGAAGUCGGGAACUGAUGCCUCUCUCGAGGAGCCCAAGAGCCCGUUCCUCGACUUCCUCUACAAGAACAACUGCAUUCGGACGCAGAAGAAGCAGAAGGUCUUCUACUGGUACAGCGUACCACACGACCGCCUGUUCCUCGACGCCCUGGAGCGGGACCUGAAGAGGGAGAAGAUGGGCCAGGAAGCCACCACUAUCGCCGUUAGCGAGCCCGCUCUGUCCUUCCAGUACGAUUCGUCCCAGUCGCUGUACGAGCAGCUCACCAAGGCUCAACAAACCAAUUCUUCCUCCUUCAACGCCCAGCAGGUUUCCUUUUCCCAGUCGCAGUCUAGCUCCCCAGUGAUGCGGGCCAUGGACUCGAUGCCCCCUCCGCAGAUGAUCCCCCAGUCAAUGCCCCCUUUGCCAGAGGGGCUGGAGAGCAUGGUGUCGUACGGCGCCAUGGCGAUGGCGCCAGCAAUGGCACAGCCGGUGGUCAAGAGGGAGCCUGACUUCACCCGAGUGCAGUACAACCAGAACGGUGUCCCGAUUGCACAGGCGCACCAGCGCCACGCGUCGAUGCCCGCCUAUGCGUUGGAGUACUCACCCGCACCGUCGUUCGUCUCUUCUCACUACGAGGAUUACAGCCAGAGGGGUAUCUCGUUUGAACCCUUGACGCCUCCCCAACAGGCUCUCGGCAUGGGCGCCGAGCCUGCUUACAUCGCCAAUGAGGAGACUGGCCUCUACACCGCCAUCCCGGACCAUAUGAACGGCAUGAACGGCCUAAAUGGCAUGAUCCAGCUGCCGCCAUCGAACCUGGCUGGCCCUUCAUUCUCUCGCGCCUACCCUGCCAACAACGUCUACUCGGUGAUCGAAGGAUCGCCGACCUACAAGCAGCGGAGACGGCGGUCAUCCAUCCCUCCUUCCCUGUCGGUCACAGCAGCAGCGAUCGCGUCAGCUACCGCGGCGCAUCGGCCAUCGGAUCUUCGCAGGUCUGUAUCCGCGUCUGGGCCUGCCGAGGGUGACGAGUCUGCGGACAACUCCCCCCCAGGUCUGACUUACAGCAAUUCUGGCAUGUCAAUGGGCAGCCAUCAGCACCACAAGGAACUGCUCGACCUUUCUCGACACGGCACCCCCUUGUCGACGGUCGAAGGCAGCCCCGCUCUGAACCCGAUGGCCCUGCAGCAGGCGGAUCUCGGUCAGCUCACCAACGAUGAGCUCGGCCAGCCCAUGAGCGAGCACCACCAACGGCAGGUGAUGCAAGGCGGCGCCAACGUGGUACGCAGAGCGCGGUCAGCCACAGUCAUGGAGCUCGGCCCCUAUCCCCAGAAGUCACACUCGUGCCCGAUCCCCACUUGCGGCCGUCUCUUCAAGCGCCUCGAGCACCUGAAGCGACACGUGAGAACACAUACACAAGAAAGACCCUACAUCUGCCCUUAUUGUAGCAAGGCAUUCUCCAGAUCAGACAACCUAGCACAACACAAGCGUACCCACGAUCGCGGCGAAGGUGGUGAAGGGGGCCUGAACCUGUCAGGCGAAGACGAGGAGGAGUACUCAGGCGAGGAUCAACUGGCUUCUCUCGAGGAAGCUUCGCCGACAUCGGAGGGCGGCUACGUGACGGCCUCUCUGAACUCGCUUGCAAACGGUGCAACACCGACCUCGAACGGCAUGGUCCCUGUGUCGAGCAUGUCGCACGCGCCGACAUUCAACAGUCUUCAGACAUUGAGCAUGCCCAUGACGAUCAGCCAGCCGCAGCCGAUCAACGCCGGUGGCAUGAUGUAAACCGGCUCGGCUGGUAACCACCACGAUGCGAUUCACUUGUACGUUUAUGUCGGGGGUUUCUUUGGUCACUAUGGGGUUAUUGGGGGGGCCUAGGGGUUGGCAUGGUUUUUCUUGGUGCUUGGAUUGGUACUCUUCAUUUGCCAGAAG